AUGAGAUUCACCGCUACUGCCGUUUCUAUCGUUGCCCUUCUUGGUGCUGCUGUUGCCCAACAAACCUCGGGUGAUAUCACUGUUAACACUCCUGCAUCCCUCGUCCAAUGUCAACCCGCUGCCAUCUCAUGGACCGGUGGUACUGCACCUUACAUUAUCUCCGUUAUCCCCGGUGGUCAACCAUCCGCUGCCGCCCUCGAGACCAUCAAUGAUAACGAGUCAGGAAACUCCUUGACAUGGACUGUAGACAUCGCUGCGAACACAGAGAUCACCAUCAAGCUUACGGACAGUACAGGAGCGAUCCAGUAUUCGUCCCCCGUCACUAUCCAAUCCGGUUCCGACUCAUGUUUGAACGGCUCUUCCGCCUCUGGCUCUUCCUCAGCUACAGCCUCUGGAGCUAGCGCAGCUUCUUCCGGUGCUGCCUCUAGUGUUUCUUCCGCUUCAGGUGCUUCCGGAGCUUCCACUUCAGCUGCCUCUGGUGCUUCCAAAACCACUGCCACCGCUACCGCUGCUACUUCAACUGUUACCGGUUCCGCCUCUGCAUCAGCUGCCUCAGGCUCAGCCACCUCCAGAGCCUCUACUCCCGCUUCUUCUGGUUCAGCCUCAGGAUCUUCAGCCUCUGCCUCAUCUACCGGUGCCAACUCCGGUGCCCUGCCAAAUGGUAUGGUCGCUGUUCCUGCUGUCGUCUUCGCUGCUUUGGGUGCUAUUGUCGCUCUCUUCUAA
This is a messenger RNA of Kwoniella botswanensis, 723 nucleotides long. RefSeq lists its product as uncharacterized. Bases 1 to 723 code for a protein of 240 amino acids. The transcript has 5 exons. The record is from RefSeq and is a predicted model, not a curated record. Lineage: Eukaryota; Fungi; Basidiomycota; Tremellomycetes; Tremellales; Cryptococcaceae.